CAGCAUCUGAAAGUUGAAAACAUGAAAACUUGUUUAUGAGAGCAGACAGUUUACAUCAAUAUUAACAAAAAUAUAGGCUUAUUUAGAAAAUAAAUAGCCAUGGCUGACGUAUGUGACCAGAUAGAAAAUAGUUUGAAAGUUGAAUCAAGCAGUGACAUUUCAUCCAAUUCUUCUGAAGUGAACACCCAAAAUGACAACAAAAACAAUGAUCAAAGGCAAGAACUGGAAGAAGACAAAGCCUCAUCCAAUGGAAGUUUUAAUUCCAAAUCUGAUUGCUCUCAUGAUGAACCCUCUUUGAAUCCUGCGCCUGGCCAGGAAAAAAUCUUGAAUGAAACCAUAGGUGCUAAAAAAGAGGACAAUGACAUUUUGCCGCAAAAUGGGAACUCAAAUAAUCCUUUGUAUGAGGAUGCUAAAUCAUAUUGGCAAACUGUGCCACCAACUGUAGAUGGUAUGCUCGGAGGGUUUGCCAGAAUAUCUACAACUGAUAUAGCAGGAUCUAAUAAGUUUCUGCGUUCUUUUAUAAAGGGGCCUAAAGCAAAGACUAAAACCCGCUGUGUAGUAGACUGUGGUUGUGGAAUAGGACGUAUUACAAAACGACUUUUACUGCAGUAUUUUGACAAAGUUGACAUGGUGGAGCAAGACACAAAAUUCAUUACUGAAGCCAGGACAUUUCUUGGAGAUGGUGCCAAAAAGGUUGAUAACUUUUUCAAUUGUGGAUUACAGGACUUCGAACCAGUUGCUGAACGUUAUGAUGUCAUAUGGUGCCAGUGGGUCCUUGGACAUUUAAGCGAUGAUGAUUUUGUUCAAUUUUUCAGACGUUGCCGGGAAGGCCUUGCCGAGGAUGGAGUAAUUAUAAUUAAAGAAAAUGUCACAGGUUGUCAUUCUCCAGAAUUUGAUAAACAGGACAGUAGUUUUACUCGACCAAAGUCCGCCCUAGUGGAACUGAUUAAUAAAUCUGGAUGUACUAUCAUAAAACAAGAGAAACAGAAAAAUUUCCCCAAAUCAAUCUUUGAUGUAUGGAUGUUUGCUCUCAUGUAAAUCAAUUAUUAUUUUCAAAAUACUAUUUUCAUGCUUUCAUAAUUUUUAUAAAAAAAUUUCAAAGUGUCAGUUAUUAUAAAAAAAUGUACACAUAAUGUUACAAAUAUGAUUAAAAUUUUGAGCAGAUAAGUAAUAUUGAUUAACAAUUGCUCCAUCAACAGAAAUUGAGCCUACGUGAUAGACUGGGCAUCCAUACAUAUUUGGUCUGUCUGUCCAUCACUAAUGACUUUUUAUUCGUAAGCUUAAAAGAAUCAAUUUCAAAAUUGUCACACUUCUUAAAAAUUGAGCAUUUUUCCAAGCUUUCGUUUAAUAAAUAAAUAAUGAAACAAUGGUUUUCAUUAAAAUCUAUUGAUGGUGCAAAUUGAAGGCUCUUAUGAAUUUUUU
This is a messenger RNA of Owenia fusiformis, 1422 nucleotides long. NCBI's taxonomy places the organism in Eukaryota, Metazoa, Annelida, Polychaeta, Sabellida, Oweniidae. The record is from the annotation of a GenBank genome assembly.